Benincasa hispida (wax gourd) is the source of this 11510-nucleotide messenger RNA. Lineage: Eukaryota; Viridiplantae; Streptophyta; Magnoliopsida; Cucurbitales; Cucurbitaceae. The record is from RefSeq and is a predicted model, not a curated record.
AUGACUGCAGAAGUAGGGGAGAAGCACAUUGCGACCAACUUGAUUGCGGUGAUAACCGAAGAACCGCUGACUUGUAGUUUAGAUAAGCCCGAGAAAACAGACCCUGAAGUUGCGACCACCCUUAAGCCUCUGGAUCUUGAGAUAGAAGAAAUCCAACCACCAAGGCAACUGGUCAUCGGAGUUGGUAGCGCGAAGGUGGUUGUUAGAGUUGAGUCACCGGAGGUGGUUGUCGAAGGCCAUAAUGGGUUGCCGGAGUUGGUCGUCAAACCUGUCAUCGGAGGUGGUUGUCGAAGUCCAUAUUUUUUCGUUGAAAUUUUCAUCGAAGAUGGUUGUUGGAGCCCAAAGUUGAUCACUGGAGUUUUCAAUGGAGGUGGUUGUCAGAGCUCGAAGUUGGUCGCCCGAUUUGUUACUGGAGAUGGUUGUCAGAGCCCAAAGUUAGUUCUCGAAGUGCUGGAGAAUGGUCCAUGGUACUUAGGUGGCAAACUUAUCUUAUUGCGACGAUGGUCUCCAGGUAUUGUUCCUGAAACUUUUGUAUUUGAUUUUGUUCCAAUCUGGAUUAAAUUGGAGCGUGUUCCCCUAAAGUUGUGGACGAAUAAGGGUUUAGUUGUGUUGGCUAGUGUUGUGGGGAUGCUUGUCUCUUUUGAUGUGGCUACUAGAGAGAGACGUAGGUUAUCACUUGCUAGAGUAUGUGUUGAGGGUCCUCGGGAGUUAAGGAUGAUAUUGGGUGUGGUUAGUGGUGGGAAGGGCGUUAAUUCUGUAGUUAGAAAUAGUGGUGAAGGGUGUGAUAAUGAGUUUACUUUGGUUAGUCGUCGUCGGCGUGAGAAGGGAGUGGUUGGAGGUAGGGCUAGUAGUAGGUCGUCGGGUUCUUCUACACCGAGUACUAAAGUUGUUCGGGGUUCCCUUGGGAUUAUGGGAUUUGUGAAAGGGUUAAAUGACCCUGUUAAGUGUAAAGUGGUGGCAAAUUUUCUUACUUCUUCUUCUGUUACUUUCUGCUGUUUGCUUGAGACGCAUGUUUAUCGGGAGAAUUUUGAUGUGAAUGGUAGGCGAAACUUGUGGUCCCAGUUGAUCGAUGUAUGUACCUCGUGGCAGCUUCCUGGAGUUUUUUUGGGUGAUUUUAAUGCUAUUCGUAGUAGUUCGGAGGAUUUUGGUGGUUGUCCUAACUUGAGAGUGAUGGAGGAGUUUGAUGGGGCAUUGUUGGAGGCGGAUCUAGUUGAGAUGGGUGUGAUAGGGUUGGGGAGGGAUCUAUUUUCGCAGUCGGUGUAUGCGAAGGCAGCUCGAGUCACUGAGGUUUUCUGGUCAGUGGCUAGGUUAGAGGAAGCGUCGCUCCGACAGAAGGCUAAGUUUAGCUGGCCCGUGGAGGGGGUGGAGGCACUUGGUCGCCUAGUGAGUUGGGAUGAGAUUCAGAAGGCUUUAUUUUUUAUGAAGUAUGGGAAGGCUUCUGGGCCUGAUGGGUUUUCGGUGGAUUUUUACAGAUCUGCUUGGAGUGUGGACUAUAAGUUAGACAGAGGGAAGCCCAGAUGUGUGUUGAAGGUUGACUUACAGAAGGCCUGUGAUUCGAUCAAUUGGGAUUUCUUGUUUGGUGUGUUGCUUGCUAUUGGUACUCCCAUUCAGUUCGUUAGCUGGGUAAGGGCUUGUGUUACUUCGUCAACAUUUUCUGUGAUGAUUAAUGGGUCUCUUGAGGGAUUUUUCCCGUGGAGGAAAGGGUUGAGGCAGGGGGAUCCGUUAUCUCCCUUUUUGUUUGUGUUGGUGAUGGAAGUGUUGUCUCGGUUGUUAAAUAAGCUUUCUGAGUCGUUUAGGUUCCAUGAUCAGUGUAAGCGUGUGGGCUUGACGCAUCUGGCCUUUGCUGAUGAUUUGAUGAUUUUAUGUGCAACAGAGAGGGUGUCUCUGGAGUUUGUGAAGCAGGUUCUGGUGGAGUUUGCAGAGUUGUUUAGGUUAGUUGCGAAUGUGGGGAAGAGUUCCAUGUUUAUAGCGGGAGUGGAUUCUAGUGUUGUUGGGGAUCUUAUCGCAUUUAUGGGGUUUAGCCUUGGUUCGCUGCCUGUUAGGUAUCUCGAGUUACCUUUAUUGGUUGGGAGGUUGCAACUUGUUAGGUCUGUCUCUUAUCAGGUGUUUCGGUGUAGUAUCUUAGUGUUAUCUGCCUGUGUAACUCAUGAGGUUGAGCAUCUAUUGCGGAGCUAUUUAUGGAAGGGUAGUGUGGGGAGUCGGGGUGGUUCAAGGGUGGCUUGGGAUGAAAUUCAAGCAUCUGGUCCGUUUGAGGAUGGGCGAUGGAAAGUCAUGCUUUGUAUGGUGGGACUCUUGGUUGUCGAGGGUGCGACUUGGAUACAUAUGAGUCAAGGGUGGUUGGAGAUGGAGAGAGUAGUUUGGAGUGCGAGUGUCGCGAGUUUAUCGAUGGUGAGGGAGGUUAGAGUGGUCUACAGUGUCAUGAGAGUUGCUUUGAGAUCUGGGUCUAUACAGGCAGUGGGGCCUAAGAAAAAUCUUUCGGUGAGAGACAGUGGGAGUAAGUUGAGUGGCGGAGAGAGUGAACUUUUAUAUAAGGCGGCAAAGGAGCACCCACGAAGGCUUUCGAAAAAUGGAGGGAAGACGAAGACCUUGAGCAACUGUAGCUAUCUUGCCAUGGCGAAUCUUUCCAGUCUAGUUCACGAGCUUCGGGAACGUAUAGCAGCUUCCUCAUCCACUCCUCCUAAUCGCGCCGAUGACAUUGGUCUCGAAGUCCGAUUUCGCGCCGUCCUUCCCAAUCUCCUCCACACGUACGUCGUUCCCUCUUCCUCAGUAAACGAGAGAGAAGUAGUUGCUGUAUUGAAGCUCAUCUCGCACACGGCGAGGAACUUUCCUGGCGUUUUUUACCAUGGAAAGGCUAGCGCCGUCUUGCCUGUGAUUGUUCGGAUAUUGCCUUUUUUUGCGGAGACCGCUAUCCAGGCACGGCAUGGAGUCAUUUUUGAAACAAUUGGUUCCCUUUUAUCCUUGCUUCGUACUGGAGCACGGGAUGCAUACCGUCAGUUUUUCCUUGAUGCCAUGUCAGUCGUCGAAGAUAUUUUAUACACUGCAUCACUUGGCACUGAUACUUCAAGCUUUGUGGAGUCCACAAGUAUCAAUUUGAAUUGUUUCUGCGAAUCUUUGAAGGGAAUCUUUGAGGAUCCCGAUCAUCUUGGGGAUCUUCCAGAAAUCAACAGGCCAACUAAUGGCUCUGGUAUUUUAAUAAAUCUAACGGGGAAAAAGAGGUGGCGGCCUUUUGCGACUUGGAUUAUUAAGCUUCUAGGUAAAUGCUUGGCUGAGGGGACUGUGUAUGUUGAAGGGCUUAUCAGUAUGUCAGAUGUUUCAGCAGCAUGUUCAUUAUUAUGUUAUGGGGAUGCUGAUUUGCAAAUGGCAUGCUUUGACUUUGCACGCAUUGUUGGAUUGGUGAUAGAUGACGUCGUUCCAUAUCAGCCUUUAAUCCAGUCAAUUUCUACUAUAUUAAGUGAAGACAAACAGGGGCUUCCUGUAUUUAGGAACACACCAUAUGAUACUUCUAUUGGAGGUUGUCUUAAUGUGCUAUACUCCAACUGUUGUGAUGAUGUUGUCAAGCUAACUGCUGCAGACAUGGUUGGCAUAUUUUCACAGUCCCUGUGGAGAACCAGGAGCAUGGAUCUCAAGGUUUCAUUAUGCAAUGCAUACAUGCGGAUUGCUAAAAUCUGCCCUUCUCAUAUCUGGAGGCCUGAAAUACUCGUUGAUAUGCUUUCUUUUCCAGAACCUUGCUUAGCUUUGAUAGAUUGCUUCAAAGCAGUUCUAUCUAUUCUUGGUCCUGAUUAUGUUGGAGGCUCUUUACCUGGCAUGGGUUUGUUAGAAUUGAACAAUAAAUCAAAUGAAAGCUCAAGAGUUGGAAAUAAGAGACUCUUUAAGGAUUUGGAUAUUGCCAAGAACAAAAGACCAAAGAUCGAUGGAGAAAUUCUGAGCACUGGAGCUGAUAUUCUGGUUGAGUGCAAGAAGCCUUGGGUCAAAAUUUGUGAAACUGAAGAAACUUAUGCAAAUAAUUUGCAUAAUUUACUUGUUUCAUUUGUUGGAUGUUUAAAAGCUUCUUCCAUCAGAGAUGAUGCUCUAAGACCAGAAGUUUCAUUAGCAGCUCUUAGCAUGCUGUGUAUUGCAUUCUGUCGGUACCCUGAAACUCAUUUGUCCAUGGUCAUAUUUCAGGAGAUGGUUUCAUGGAUUCCCUGGAUAUACGAGCAGGCGAAGAAAGGAAGCUCAAUUUCCCUCGAUAUCUCCAUUUUUCUUGAAGGAAUUCACAGCAUACUUCUCUUACCAACGCAUGUAUCUUCAUGUUUAUUUUCACUCUUGUCUGGAAGUAAUGGUGAAUAUGCUGAAACUAUGUCUGUGAUACUUAAAGUUCCAUGGACCCAUUCAAUCACCAGAACUGAAUCUCACAAGCCAUCGAAGACAAAAUGCAUCUCUGUUCAGGUUGCAUCAAAAAUUACUUCCAUCACUAAGACUGAAACUGAUCUUGAGGUUCUGGAUUUGAGUCUUGUUGAUGAAGAUGAUGAAGUUAGAACUGAGGCUGCCAUUUCAAUUCCAGUGAUUGCUCUAUGGACUGGUUUUGACAAGCUAUCACAGUUAUUUAGGAGACUGGAGAUCUUGAAGGGAGAAAUGCAUGAAAAAGUUAAGAAGAUUAUCCCAUUUUCUCUUGGGUUUUUAUCAUGUCUAUAUGGAUCUUGCCAUUCAAUAAAUGGUCAAGAUACGAGUAGGUGCAAAUUAUUUUUAAAUACAAACAGUGAUAGAUGCUGCCAGACAGUUGACUAUGUGAUACAAGGAUUUUGGUGUUCAAAGUGUGAUCAGACUGUUCUGCAUGAUCAUAAACUUCAUACAAAUAUAAUCGAGCCAUCUGACUGUUACCCAAAAAUGAAUUUGGAUAGUGAUUUUGUCCAUUUGAUGUUGAUAUUUUUUGAACUUCUUUUUGACGAGUCUUCAGAAGAGGUUCAAUUGUCCUGUGUGGGAACUCUUAGACGAAUUCUGGUCCAUGGGACUAGGGAUGUUCUACAUCAAACGAAGAAUGAUUGGCUUAAAUGUGUUGAGUUUUUGCUUCUUAACAGAAAAAAAGCAAUAAGAGAAGCAUUCUGCCUUCAAAUUAGUUCCUUCCUCGAGGAUCAUAUCACAAGCUGCUUUUUCUCGGAAGAAGACAUCUCAAACAAAAGGAAAGAGCUAAUGUUUUUGGAUUUGAUUAAAAAUGCAGUGGUAUCGACUGCAGAUCCCCAAAUUCUGGACACUAUGCUAGAAUCUGUAGCAGAGCUCAUGACUGCAGUUGAUAUUCACAGUGAAUUUUUCUCCCUUUCUCUUCUAUUGUUGAUUGAUCAUCUCGAUAAUCCACAUGUUACAGUGAGGAUGAGUGCUUCAAGAUCUAUCCACAAAGCUUGCCGUUUCCAUUUCAAUGGGAAUUUUGAUCUAAUAUUUUCAAAAGUUGUCCAUCUUCGGAAUGAGCUAUUUGAUUAUGUCUCUACAAGACUUGUUAGCCGUCCAAAAAUUGUACAAGAAUUUGCAGAAGCUGUUUUGGGUGUUGAAACUGAAGCACUUGUUAAGAAAAUGAUUCCUGUUGUUCUUCCAAAGCUGAUUGUCUCUCAUCAGAAUAAUGACCAAGCUGUUGAAUCUUUAUAUGAAUUAGCUAAAUGUGUGGACACAGAUAUGGUUACGUUGAUAGUAAAUUGGUUGCCAAAAGUUCUUGCCUUUGUUCUCUACCAAGAAAAUGGGAAGGAGUUACGUUUUGCCUUGGAAUUUUAUCAUGCUCAUACUGGUUCAAAUCAGGAAGAAAUUUUUUCUGCUGCAUUACCUGCACUUUUAGAUGAACUAGUAUGCUUUGUGGAUGGUGGUGAUUCAGAUGAGGUCAGUAAAAGGUUAGCAAAAGUUCCCGAGAUGAUAUUACAAGUUGCUAGAGUUCUGACUGGAGGGGAUGAUCUCCCAGGAUUUUUGAGGAAUCAUUUUGUUGGCCUCCUUAAUAGCGUGGAUAGGAAAAUGCUCCAUGCGGAGGACGUUUGCCUGCAGAAACAAGCUAUACAACGUAUUGAAAUGCUGAUAAAAUUGAUGGGUUCUCAUCUUAGUACUUACGUGCCGAAACUAAUGGUUCUUCUUAUGCACGCUAUUGGAAAAGAAGUACUACAAAGUGAAGGUCUGAUUGUCUUGAAUUCUUUCAUCCAACAAUUGGCUAAUGUAUCACCAUCUAGCAUCAAGUAUGUGAUUUCUCAAGUCUUUGCUGCACUUGUGCCUUUCCUGGAGAGAGAUGAAACUUCCACACAUUUAGAAAUGGUGGUAAAAAUUUUGGAAGAGCUUGUUUUAAAAAACAAGAGUAUACUAAAGCUGCAUAUACGUGAAUUCCCUCCAUUGCCUUGUAUUUCUGCUCUGACAGAGGUGAACAGAGCUAUACAUGAAACUCGUGGGUCAAUGACUCUAAAGGAUCAGCUACGAGACUUUGUUGAUGGUUUAAAUCAUGAGAACUUGAACGUGAGAUACAUGGUGGCAUGUGAAUUGAGCAAAUUGUUGAACAUGAGAAGCAAGGAGGUUACAGCUUUGAUAAGUGCUGAAGCUGAUCUAGACAUGGAUGUUUUGAGCUUACUAAUCUCAUCCUUGCUAAGAGGGUGUGCUGAGGAGUCAAGGACUGCAGUGGGCCAACGGCUGAAAUUGGUUUGCGCUGAUUGUCUUGGAGCACUAGGUGCUGUUGAUCCUGCCAAAGUGAAGAGUUUUUCAAGCCAACGAUUUAAAAUUGAAUGUUCUGACGAUGAUCUAAUUUUUGAGUUGAUUCAAAAACACUUAGCUCCAGCUUUGGGAGCUGCACCAGAUACCAUAAUUCAAGAUUCAGCGGCAUUAGCCAUUCAAGAGCUUCUAAAAAUUGCAGGGUGUAAGGCAUCACUGGAUGAAAAUGCUGUUGCUUCAGUGUCACCAUCAUUGAAAGACAAAGAAGCUUCAAAAACUGUCACAUCUGAUUCUUCUGAUGGUAGUAAUGCAAUGAGUAUGAGAGGUCAGAGAUUGUGGGGACGCUUCUCUGAUUAUGUGAAAGAAAUUAUAGCACCUUGCUUAACCUCCAGAUUUCAGCUCCCGAAUGUUGCUGACUCUGCAAUUGUUAGUUCGAUUUAUCGACCGGGUAUGUCAUUCAGAAGGUGGAUAUUCUUUUGGAUAAAAAAGCUAACUGCACAUGCCACUGGGUCUCGUGCGAGUAUUUUUCAUGCUUGUCGAGGUAUAGUGCGGCAUGAUAUGCAGACAGCUGUUUAUCUGCUACCUUAUUUAGUUCUUAGUGCCGUCUGUCAUGGUACAGAGGAAGCACGAUAUGGCAUAGCAGAAGAGAUCUUGUCUGUUCUCAAUGCUGCAGCAGCAGAGAACGGUGUAACUUUGAUUCAUGGAAUUAUUGGAGGGCAAAGUGAUGUUUGCAUUCAAGCUGUGUUUACUCUUCUUGAUAAUCUAGGACAGUGGGUGGAUGAUGUUGAACGAGGAUUGUCACUUUCUCGAUCUGGUCCAUCAUCGUCUUCUAAGCAUUUGGUGGCCAAAACGAAGGAAUCAAGUUCAAAUGUUCAAGUUGAUCAGGAGCAACUCCUGGUUCAGUGUAGAUAUGUUUCACAGCUUUUAGAUGCAAUUCCAAAGAUCACACUUGCUAGGGCUUCCUUGAGCUGUCAGGCCUAUGCUAGAUCUUUGAUGUAUUUUGAGUCAUACGUUCGAGGAAAAUCUGGUUCUUUUAACCCUGCGGCUGAGAGGAGUGGCAUCUUUGAGGACGGAGAUAUUUCAUAUCUCAUGGAAAUAUAUAGUUAUCUUGAUGAGCCUGAUGGUCUAUCUGGCUUGGCAUGUUUACGUAAAUCCUUGAAGUUACAAGACCAACUUUUGAUAAAUAAAAAGGCUGGAAAUUGGGCAGAUGUUUUGACUUUUUGUGAACAGGCUUUGCAUAUGGAACCAACUUCAGUUCAAAGGCAUUCGGAUGUUCUUAAUUGCUUGUUAAAUAUGUGCCACCUUCAAGCCAUGGUUACUCAUGUGGAUGGUUUAAUUACGAGGAUUCCUCAGUACAAGAAAACGUGGUGCAUGCAAGGAGUGCAGGCAGCUUGGAGGCUUGGCCGGUGGGACCUGAUGGAUGAAUACCUCAAGGGAGCUGAUGAAGAAGGUCUUCUUUGUAGCAGCUCUGAGAGUAAUGCUUCAUUUGACAUGGACGUAGCAAAAAUUCUGCAGGCAAUGAUGAAGAAGAAUCAGUUUUCAGUUUCUGAGAAAAUUGCUCUGUCCAAACAAUCUCUGAUUGCCCCUCUUGCUGCUGCUGGCAUGGAUUCUUACACACGUGCUUAUCCAUUUGUUGUGAAACUUCACCUUCUGAAAGAGCUUGAGGAUUUUCAUAACCUUCUUUACAAUGACUCUUUCUUGGAAAAAUCAUUUCAUGUAGAUGAUCAGGAAUUUUCAGAAAUGAUUCAAAAUUGGGAGAACCGGCUGAAAUUUACUCAGUCAUCACUCUGGGCAAGAGAGCCACUUCUGUCCUUUCGGAGGCUGGUUUUUGGUGCUAGUGGUCUCGAUGCUCAAGUUGGGAACUGCUGGCUUCAGUAUGCAAAGUUGUGUCGCUCGGCUGGUCAUUAUGAAACAGCUAACCGUGCAAUUCUUGAAGCUCAGGCCUCUCAUGCACCUAAUGUCCAUAUGGAGAAAGCAAAGCUUUUAUGGAGCACCAGACGGUCUGACGGUGCUAUCUCAGAAUUGCAACAAUCUCUUCUAAAUAUGCCUGUGGAAGUUAUAGGAUCUGCUGCAAUGUCAUCAAUAACAAGCCUUUCCUUGGUUCCAAUGAAUCCAUCUUCUUUGAUCUGUGAUACUCAAGCUUUGAAUGAGAAUAGAGAUAUUGCAAAGACUCUUCUCUUAUACUCGAGGUGGAUACAUUGCACUGGGCAAAAGCAAAAGGAAGAUGUCAUCAAUCUUUAUUCAAGAGUGAAGGAGCUACAGCCCAAGUGGGAGAAAGGAUAUUUUUUUAUGGCUAGGUAUUGCGAUGAAUUGCUUGCAGAUGCCAGGAAACGCCAGGAAGAGUUUUCUGAACAAGGUCCGAGAAAAGCGUCAUCAUCUUCUACUGCUGUUGGUCCUUCAAAUUUAAAUAAUGAGAAGCCUUGGUGGUCUUAUGUGCCUGAUGUACUCUUGUUCUAUGCGAAAGGACUUCACAGGGGUCACAAGAAUCUAUUUCAAGCACUUCCAAGGUUGUUAACUUUGUGGUUUGACUUUGGGAGCAUCUACCAAAGAGUUGGUUCAUCAUCCAACAAGGAGUUGAAAAGUGUUCAUGGAAAGGUUCUGAGCAUCAUGCGAGGUUGUUUAAAGGAUUUGCCAACAUAUCAAUGGUUGGCUGUACUGCCUCAGUUAGUUUCGAGGAUUUGCCAUCAAAAUGAAGAAACUGUUCGAUUGGUCAAACACAUAAUUACCUCUGUUGUCCGACAGUAUCCACAGCAAGCUCUUUGGAUAAUGGCCGCAGUUUCAAAAUCCACUGUUCCUUCAAGACGAGAGGCAGCUAUGGAGAUAAUCCAUUCUGCAAAAAAAGAUUUCAGUCAAGGAAACAGUGGCAACAAUUUGUUUCUUCAGUUUGCCAGUCUAAUUGAUCAUUUAAUCAAGUUGUGCUUCCAUCCCUGUCAACAAAGAGCGAGGAACAUUAAUAUUUCUACAGAAUUUAGCACAUUGAAGAGAAUGAUGCCAUUGGAGAUUAUUAUGCCAAUUCAACAGUCUCUGGUUGUUAAUCUGCCGACAUAUGAUGUGAAUCCCACUGAUUCACUGAGGUCUGACAUCUUUUCUGCCACAGAGCUUCCCACAAUAUCAGGAAUAGCAGAUGAGGCUGAGGUUCUUUCAUCACUUCAGCGGCCUAAGAAAAUCAUUCUAUUGGGUAGUGAUGGCAUUGAGCGACCAUUCCUCUGCAAACCCAAGGAUGAUCUCCGAAAGGAUGCUCGCAUGAUGGAGUUCACAGCAAUGAUUAACCGUUUGCUAUCCAAAUAUCCAGAAAGCCGUCGGAGGAAGCUCUACAUACGCACCUUUGCUGUGAUACCUCUGACAGAGGAUUGUGGUAUGGUAGAAUGGGUUCCUCAUACUCGGGGUCUUAGACAUAUACUGCAAGACAUAUAUAUUACUUGCGGUAAGUUUGACAGGCAGAAGACAAAUCCCCAAGUUAAGCGAAUAUACGAUCAGUGCCAAGGUAAAAUACCUGAAGGUGAAAUGUUGAAGACAAAAAUUCUUCCUCUGUUCCCUCCCAUUUUCCAUAGAUGGUUUUUGAAUACCUUUUCAGAACCAGCUGCUUGGUUUAGAGCGCGGAUAGCUUAUGCACAUACAACUGCAGUUUGGUCUAUGGUUGGACAUAUUGUGGGGUUAGGUGAUAGACAUGGUGAAAAUAUUCUUUUUGAUUCUACUACGGGUGACUGCGUUCAUGUCGAUUUCAGUUGUUUAUUUGACAAAGGUCUGCAGCUUGAGAAGCCUGAACUGGUGCCUUUUAGGCUAACCCAGAACAUGAUUGAUGGAUUAGGAAUCACUGGUUAUGAGGGCGUUUUCUUGAGAGUUUGUGAAAUUACUCUUUCUGUAUUGAGAUCUCAUCGAGAUACUUUGAUGAGCGUACUUGAAACUUUCAUUCAUGAUCCGCUUGUGGAGUGGACAAAAUCGCACAAAUCCAGUGGUGUUGAAGUUCAGAAUCCACAUGCUCAGCUAGCCAUCAGUAACAUUGAGGCUAGGUUACAAGGUGUAGUUGUUGGUGUUGGAGCUGCACCAUCUUUGCCCCUGGCUGUCGAAGGUCAGGCUCGUCGAUUAAUUGCUGAAGCAGUCGCACACAAGAAUCUUGGGAAGAUGUACAUAUGGUGGAUGCCAUGGUUUUAGAUAUGAUGAGGAAUCCCAAAAAAAUUGGAGUUUCUUUUCCAUCCGCAAAGAUCAGAGAAAGGUUUUUCCAGUAUUCUUUCGAGUCGGCCUAACCUUUUCUACCCAUCAACUUGGAAGGGUUUCUUGGAGAACAGAUUCUUGGAGAACAUAGGAUUUUCGAUGAAUGGAUUUAUCAGAGUCUGACAGUGAAGCAAGCCUUCUGCAUAGGAUGUGGGUUAAAAUCUCAUUCAAGUUCAUGAUCUCUUCAAGUAAGCACUUGCUAUUAUUACCUUCGAAACUCAAAGGUCCGGUGCAACUUCUUUCAUAUGUUCUGGCUCGGGUUAUAUGUUCUCAUUUAUUGAGUUGCAUGAAUGCAUUUUUUAGUUUAUUGUGCUUGAUUUUGAUUGUAUAUUUCAAUUUUCACUUUGCAUAAUGUUGCUUCUUUUUUGUUUGUUUGUUUGUUUUUUUUUGUAUAUCAUUGUAAAUGAAUGCUAGUAAACUUCUCACUAGGAUAGUUCUUGUUAGUAUUGUCUAUAAUAUUCAACGGAAGGUCUUAAAGGGAUGGUUUUAUGCCAAAUCUUUGAAAUGCUUUGAGAGAAGUUCCCUAACUUAUCUGGGUUUCGUUUGAAGCUCUGAGUUGUGUGUCUAGUUGGUAUUUGGAACUUUCAAAAGUGUAACAAUUUUUGUUUCUAAACGACAUGUGGAAUAGGAUAUUGAAUCUCUGACCUUGACCUAGA